CACGGGCACCACGGCGUCGGGGCGCGGAGUCUACGGGUCAGUGGUUCCUUGGCGCUCCGGCUCCGCUCAGGGCUACUGGGAACUGCCAUACUGUUUUCUACAGUGACUACACCAUUGUACAUUUCCAUCAGCAGUGCACUAGGAUUCCAAUUUCCCCAGGUAGGAGAAUCCAUAAGAAGUAUCUACAAUGGUUUCUUCAGCUUUCAGGAGAGUUGCCCAUGUGUGUGUCUACCCGGUGAGGAAGGCCAGUAGUGUCUCCAGAGGCCAUCAGCAUCCAGCCUUGGGUUCACGGCCUGCUGCUUCAGGGUUUGCUGCCCGAGGAGCUCCAGGUGGUGUGUUGGAGCUGCUGGGUCAAUCCUACCCUCAGGAUGACUAUAGCAAUCUCUCCCGGAAAGUACUCUCCUGUGUUGGCAGGAAUCUGCACAACCAGCAGUAUCACCCACUUUGGCUGAUCAAGGAGAGGGUGAAGGAGCACUUCUACAAGCAAUACGUGGGCCGCUUUGGGACUCCCCUGUUUUCAGUCUUUGACAACUUUUCUCCGGUGGUCACGACUUGGCAGAACUUUGAUAGCCUGCUCAUCCCAACUGACCACCCAAGCCGGAAGAAAGGAGACAACUAUUACCUGAAUCAGAUUCACAUGCUCCGAGCACAUACAUCUGCACACCAGUGGGACCUGCUGCACGCUGGGCUGGAUGCCUUCCUGGUGGUGGGUGAUGUUUACCGACGGGACCAGAUCGACUCCCAGCACUACCCGGUUUUCCACCAGCUGGAGGGCGUUCGGCUCUUCUCUAAGCACGAGUUAUUUGCCGGUGUAAAGGAUGGAGAAAGCCUGCAGCUCUUUGAGCAAAGUUCUCGUUCUGCCCAUAAACAAGAAACACACACCAUGGAGGCUGUGAAGCUGCUCGAGUUUGACCUUAAGCAGACACUUACCAGGCUUGUGACACAUCUGUUUGGAGAUGAUCUGGACAUUAGAUGGGUAGACUGCUACUUCCCAUUCACUCACCCUUCCUUCGAGAUGGAGAUCAACUUCCAUGGAGAAUGGCUAGAAGUCCUUGGCUGUGGAGUGAUGGAGCAACAAUUAGUAAAUUCAGCUGGUGCUCAAGAUCGAAUUGGCUGGGCCUUUGGCCUGGGGUUGGAAAGACUGGCCAUGAUCCUCUACGACAUCCCUGACAUUCGCCUCUUCUGGAGCGAGGACGAGCGCUUUCUGAAGCAGUUCCGCGUGUCUGACAUCAGCCAGAAGGUGACAUUUCAGCCUCUUAGCAAAUACCCUGCAGUGAUAAAUGACAUUUCCUUCUGGUUGCCACCUGAGAAUUACACAGAAAAUGAUUUCUAUGACUUAGUCCGAACAAUUGGAGGAGACCUGGUGGAAAAAGUUGAUCUUAUAGACAAGUUUGAACAUCCAAAGACACACAAGACCAGCCAUUGCUACCGCAUCACCUACCGCCACAUGGAGCGGACCCUGUCCCAGAGGGAGGUAAGGCGCAUCCACCAGGCUGUGCAGGAGGCUGCUGUGCAGCUGCUGGCUGUCGAGGGCAGGUUUUGAUGGCAAGCGGCACCCAGGCCACGGCCCUCCCUUCUCUUGGAUUUGUUGAAGAAGAAAAAGAAGAAGAAGAAGAAGAAGAAGAAGGAUAUUGUUGGUGGACUGGGGCAUUGCUCACCUUUUGAUAAAAGGGUCAGUUUUGAGACUUUGAGAAAAUAAAG
Molecule: messenger RNA, 1701 nt
Organism: Phyllostomus discolor (pale spear-nosed bat)
Lineage: Eukaryota; Metazoa; Chordata; Mammalia; Chiroptera; Phyllostomidae
Gene: FARS2
Product: phenylalanyl-tRNA synthetase 2, mitochondrial
Exons: 8
Coding region: 188-1543 (451 amino acids)
Biological process (GO): phenylalanyl-tRNA aminoacylation
Cellular component (GO): mitochondrion; cytoplasm
Molecular function (GO): phenylalanine-tRNA ligase activity; ATP binding; tRNA binding
Source: RefSeq, a predicted model, not a curated record